AUGCCGUUGCGGGAAGUGCAAUUUAUUAUCACUGCUCCUGAAACAGCAAAAUUAAGCAAACCACAGCAGAGGGUUGCUCGUUCACACGCUGCGCGCUCCGCACAUGCCCGGGAGCGGCGCCUACGGACUUCACAAUACCAGGCGCAGAAUAAGCGUGAAUGGCUGAAUAAAAUGAACUUCAGUUUAAGCAAACCAGCUGAAAUCGUCACUGUACUUCCGGCUUCCCGCAAAGACCCCUUUACCAGCUUCGCAAGGCCCUUGAUUUUAUUGGAGCAAAUGCUAUUUGAUCAUUCUAUAAUCCCACUAAUGCGCUGCACCGAACUCGCAAUCGACUUCUCUCAACGUAUGACAAGUGUAUGGAUACCGCUUGCGCUAACAGAAGCGAGUCUACUGGACAUCUUGUUUCUUGCAUCAUGUCGAAAUUUAUCUGCAAGCUAUAAUCGCCCGGAUCAAGAAGAGCAGAAACACUUUUAUACGCAUUUGGGCUAUCAAUAUAAGGUCAAAAGCCUGCGGUCAUUGAGAGACGCGAUCUCAACCGAGGUACCGGUCUAUGGUGACUCGACUGUUGCAAAAGCUAUAAUGCUAGCAUAUGAUGAGGUACUUCAUCCCAUGCGAAUGAAAGGCAAAGCUGACAAUCGCUAG
Penicillium manginii is the source of this 642-nucleotide messenger RNA. RefSeq lists its product as uncharacterized. The transcript has 2 exons. Lineage: Eukaryota; Fungi; Ascomycota; Eurotiomycetes; Eurotiales; Aspergillaceae. Bases 1 to 642 code for a protein of 213 amino acids. The record is from RefSeq and is a predicted model, not a curated record.